CUUAACGGUGAUCUUGUGCCCCUAUUUCUGAGUCAAUAAGUAAAUCAGCAAGCUCAAGGACGGAUCCUGCAGCAUAGCAAUGUCCAAGAUACGUGUCGCCGUUCUUACAGUCAGCGAUACAGCAUCCGCGGAUGCGUCUGCGGACAAGUCGGGUCCAACGAUCAGGGAAAUCGCACAGCAGAAUGAUCAUGAGUGCGUCGAGUACCGGAUCGUACCCGACGAUGAAGCGCAGAUCCGCGAGACUGUCAAGUCUUGGGCGGAGCAAGGCGUCGCGGACUGGAUUAUUACCACAGGCGGGACUGGCUUUGGACUGCGUGACAAGACUCCAGAGGCCCUUGCACCGCUCUUUGAGCGCGAAGCUCCAGGCAUCGUCCACCUUCUGCUCGCAAGUUCGCUGCAGAAGACCCCUUUCGCCGCUUUAGCACGCCCGGUAGCCGGGACGGUGAAGAAUUCAUUAGUCGUCACAUUGCCAGGAAGCGUCAGGGCCGUAAAGGAGAAUCUCGACGCUCUUUUCCAAGCUGGUGUGGUGAAUCAUGCGAUCGACCUCAUACGGGGCGGUUCCGGCAAGGAAGUACAUGCUCAACUAGCAAGCUCGGCAUCGCAGAGCGGCAGCCCCCAAAGCUCCCAGCCUUCCCAUUCCCACUCCCACCACCACGACAGCGAUGGGCACCACCAUCAUCAUCGCCACGAGCACACUAUUCCUACGCCCAGGACGACGCUCUCGCAUGACCCGUCCGCUCCCGUCUCUACGCGGCACAGAAUCUCUCCGUAUCCCGCCAUCACGCUCGAGAGCGCACUCGAAGCAAUCUUCCGCGAAGUGAAGCCUCUGGAGCCGCGCGAAGCACUGGUUUCGUCGGAGCUGCGAGGAAGCGUGCUGGCAGAAGACGUAUUCGCUUCUCAGAACGUCCCGGUGACGACCACGACGAAUGUCGAUGGCUACGCUGUGCGCUCGAGCGAUCCUCCUGGCAUAUACAAGGUCCUGACGCCGCAUACGCAUGCGCUGGCGACACCGGUCCCGGAGGGCCAUAUCUUCCGCGUCAAUACUGGUGCGCCGCUUCCGGCGGGCACGGACGCGGUCGUGAUGGUCGAGGACACGCGCCUCCAUAACAGCGACGAAAGCGGCGAAGAGCUCGAGGUUGAAACGUUGGCGCAGGUCGAUCCGGACGAGAGCGUCCGCAAGCCAGGUUCAGACGUCAAGAAGGGCGAGCUUGCACUUGAAAAGGGCACAGUCCUGCUUUCGCAUGGCGGGGAGAUCGGCACGAUAGCUUUCGUGGGCAAGCAGAGGGUCAAAAUACAUCCGAAGCCGGUCGUCGCCGUGCUGAGCACCGGGAAUGAAUUGCUCGACAUCCAAAAUCCUCAGAAGAUGGACAGCGACGGCUGGGGUGGGAUCUGGGACACGAAUCGGCCGUCUUUGUCGGCCGCGCUAGAGGGCUUGGGGUACAAGGUUGUGGACCUUGGCAUCGUUCCCGACAGUCUCGAGAAGCACAUCGAGACCUUGAAAAGAGGACUGGAGCAAGCCGAUAUUGUGCUCACAACGGGCGGAACCAGUAUGGGCGCGAGUGACUUGCUGAAGCCCGUCAUUGAGCGACAUCUGAACGGGACCAUCCACUUUGGACGUGUCAGGAUCAAGCCGGGGAAGCCGACGACAUUCGCGACUAUCCCUACGACGAAGGGGCUUGUACCAAUGUUCGCGCUUCCCGGAAACCCUGCUUCCGCCCUGGUAACGUUCCAUGUCUUUGCCCUUCCAGCCUUAAGAAGACUUGGUGGAUGGCCAAUGUCGAGGUCCCAGUUACCGCGUGUGCGAGUUCAGCUGCAAGGCAAUAUGCGUCUAGAUCCCCGCGUAGAGUUCCAUCGUGUAUCAAUUCAAGCAAGCGCAGAGGGCCUCAAGGCGUACAGUACUGGUGGACAGCGCUCCAGUCGCGUGGCAAGUCUCGCCGGAGCGAACGGCGUAGUGGUCCUCCCUUCCAAGGUCGAGGGUGGCCCAAGUGAGGUGAAGGUGGGCGAGCUUGUGGAAGCCAUAGUAAUAGGGGAGUUGCACUUGCAGCAUUAGUGUGGUCGAAAGGAGAGACAAAGGUGUACGAUAUGCUUGAGAUGCUUGCACAAGCGGGAACCUAACGAGAUUAUGUUUCUCUUUUCUUGUUCAUGGCUGCCAGUUGCAUGGCAUCGACUUCGGCCUGUAAAGCAGCCAUCUCUUCCUCAAGUUGCUCUCGUUGGCGGACAAGGAUCUGGAUCUUUCGCGCCUCUAGCUUGUUCAUACCCGCGGUGUUGACAGCUGAUCGCGAGGCAGGUCUUGUCCGUUGCGUCUCCAGCCUUGUCCGCAACAUAUUCUCUCUCUUCGCCAAGACCUUCAUCCCUCUCUCUGCUCGAUUGAGGAGCUCGUUGAUCUGAGGCUCGAUCUCAUCAGUGACGUCCCCCUUGUACUUGCGCACGGUGGCUUCGUCGAUAAGUAGGAAGACCCGUUCAUUCUCUAAUACUUUCGCUAUCCGUGGCAGGUCAUAGGUCCCCUGUCGGAUUAUCUCUUGAG
This is a messenger RNA of Phanerochaete carnosa HHB-10118-sp, 2524 nucleotides long. RefSeq lists its product as uncharacterized. The coding region runs from base 80 to 2050 and encodes 656 amino acids. Gene Ontology annotation, molecular function: molybdopterin molybdotransferase activity. Lineage: Eukaryota; Fungi; Basidiomycota; Agaricomycetes; Polyporales; Phanerochaetaceae. Gene Ontology annotation, cellular component: cytosol; cytoplasm. The record is from RefSeq and is a predicted model, not a curated record. Gene Ontology annotation, biological process: molybdenum incorporation into molybdenum-molybdopterin complex; Mo-molybdopterin cofactor biosynthetic process. The transcript has 12 exons.